Messenger RNA from Micropterus salmoides (largemouth bass), 2025 nucleotides. Its product is annotated as nuclear factor 7, brain-like. Gene Ontology annotation, biological process: protein ubiquitination. Gene Ontology annotation, molecular function: ubiquitin-protein transferase activity; protein binding; zinc ion binding. The transcript has a single exon. The coding region runs from base 276 to 1661 and encodes 461 amino acids. The record is from RefSeq and is a predicted model, not a curated record. NCBI's taxonomy places the organism in Eukaryota, Metazoa, Chordata, Actinopteri, Centrarchiformes, Centrarchidae.
UCCAUGCUGUGGCAGAGAGCUGUGGUCCCAAGACACCGUGCAUUACAAACAUAUAGACAGGUACAGGAGGGAUACUGGAAAUACUGGGAAUACUGGGAAUACUGGGAAUACGACCACUUCAACCUGCUGCUGAAUCCACAAACUGAACAAGAGUUUGACGAGAACAAAGACUCACAGUGAAGGUAACUUUCAGGGCCGUUACUGAAGGAGGGAGUGGCUGACUGUUUCCUGUCUGAGCGUCUGCUGCUGUGACUUCAGCUUCACUCAGAGGCUAAAUGGCUUCCAGAUUAGAGGAAGAUCUCUGCUGUCCUGUCUGCCAGGACAUCUUUAAAGAUCCUGUCAUCCUGUCAUGUUGCCACAGCUUCUGUAAAGGCUGUCUGCAGAGCUGGUGGACAGAGAGAGGAAGUCGGGAGUGUCCAGUUUGUAAGAGGAGACAUUCAAAGGACGGACUGCCUCCUAACUUUGCUUUAAAGAGCCUGUGUGAGAGUUUCCUGCAGGAGAGAGAUCAGAGAGCUUCAGAGGCUCUCUGCAGUCUGCACUCUGAGAAACUCAAACUCUUCUGUCUGGACCAUCAGCAGCCAGUGUGUGACACCUGCAGAGACUCAGAAAAACACAGCAACCACAGAUUCAGACCCAUCGAUGAAGCUGCACGACAACACAAGAAGGAACUUCAGGAAACUCUGAAAUCCUUAAAGGAGAAGUUAAAGGUUUGUGAACGAGUUAAAGUGAAGUUUGAUCAAACAGCAGAACACAUGAAGGUCCAGGCCCGACACACAGAGAGGCAGAUUAAGGAGCAGUUUAAGAAGCUUCAGCAGUUUCUAGAGGAGGAAGAGGAGGCCAGGAUGGCUGCACUGAGGGAGGAAGAGGAGCAGAAGAGUCAGAUGAUGAAGGAGAAGAUGGAGGCUCUGAGCAGAGAGAUAGCAGCUCUUUCAGACACAGUCAGAGCCACAGAGGAGGAGCUGAGAGCUGAAGACGUCUCAUUCCUGCUCAACUACAAGGCUGCAGUGGAAAGAGUCCAGCAGCGCCCCCUGCUGGAUGAUCCACAGCUGCCCUCAGGAGCUCUGAUAGACCAGGCCAAACACCUGGGCAACCUGACCUUCAACAUCUGGAACAAGAUGAAGGACACGGUCUCCUACACUCCUCUCAUUCUGGACCCAAACACUACUGAUCCAGAACUCAUCCUGUCUGAAGAUCUGACCAGUGUGAGACGAGGAGAGAGACAGCAGCUUCCUGACAAUCCAGAGAGGUUUGAUUACUGCUGUGUCCUGGGCUCUGAGGGCUUUAACUCAGGGACUCACAGCUGGGAUGUCGAGGUUGGAGACAGUACAGGCUGGAGACUGGGAGUGUUAUCAGAGUCUGUCCAGAGGAAGGGAGACAUACGGUCUGGAUUAUGGAGAAUAUGGUUGUAUAACAGUGAAUACUCAGCAGUAUCCUUUCCAGCUCCAUCCACUGAUCUCAGUGUGCAGAAGAAGCUCCAGAGGAUCAGAGUGAAGCUGGACUGGAACAGAGGAAAGCUGUCGUUCUCUGAUCCUGAUACUAACACACACAUACACACCUUCACACACACUUUCACUGACAGGAUGUUUCCAUAUAUUUACACUGGGGAUGAACUCCCACUGAAGGUUUUACCAGCGAAGGUCUGUGUGACUGUAGAACAAUAAUAAUAUGAUGAUGGACUCUGAGGAUCAUGUGACUGUGUUGUCCUGGUGAACAAAUCAGCAGAAAACAUCUGGGCCAAAAAUAGAUUCCUGUAAUUUUUCAGGAGUGUAUGGAAGAUUUUAUUGUACUUUAAUAUUUGUAACCCACAGAAAACAAUCCACAAAUAUUUCUAUCUACAAAUAUGUAUUUUUACAAUUGUGAAAAAUACAGAGUGACUUCUACACACAAAACAGUUGUUACACAUUUGCGGAUUACUUCCUGUCAAUUUGUGGGUCACGUUCCAUUUGUAACUUCCUUUUUACGCAUUUGUGGAAUUUCCAAUGUCCAAUGUUUACUGCAGAGAUCUGUAAAAAAAUAUAUAGACAA